This is a messenger RNA of Mandrillus leucophaeus (drill), 1449 nucleotides long. RefSeq names its product putative fatty acid desaturase 2-like protein FADS2P1. Gene Ontology annotation, molecular function: oxidoreductase activity, acting on paired donors, with oxidation of a pair of donors resulting in the reduction of molecular oxygen to two molecules of water. Lineage: Eukaryota; Metazoa; Chordata; Mammalia; Primates; Cercopithecidae. Bases 1 to 1449 code for a protein of 482 amino acids. Gene Ontology annotation, biological process: lipid metabolic process. Gene Ontology annotation, cellular component: membrane. The transcript has 12 exons. The record is from RefSeq and is a predicted model, not a curated record.
AUGAAAUUUGAAGAAAAGUGUGGGGACAAUGGGAGCCUUGUAGGAAGGAAUCAGUCAUACCCAGGUGAGAAGCAUCAGCCAAAAGGAAAACCCAUAACAAAUGGGGAAGCUGAGUUCUAUGCAAAGCAGGAGGCAAAUGGGAAAUGCAGCGUGCCCAGGAAAAGGCUCAACAUGUACACCUGGCAGGAGAUCCAGAGGCAUAAUCAGGAGGCCGACCAAUGGCUGGUCAUCAAUCGCAAGGUUUACAAUGUCUCCAGCUGGGCAGACAGGCAUCCAGGUGGGCGCCGGGUCCUCAACCACUAUGCUGGGGAAGAUGCCACGGAUGUCUUCAGGGCCAUGCAUCCAGAGCCUGACAUUGUGCAGUUGUACCUGAAGCCACUGCUCAUUGGAGAACUUGCCCCAGGAGAGCAUAGCCAGGAAAGACACAAAAAUUCACAGUUGGUGAAAGAUUUCCAAGAAUUGCGGAGGAUCAUAGAGUCUAUGAACAUGUUCCAUGCCAACCUGGGGUUCUUCUUUCUUCACUUUGCCCAGAUCUUAAUGUUGGAAAUGCUGGCGUGGCUACUACUGUAUCAUUUUGGCAGUGGCUGGCCUGUUACUAUAUUCAUUUCCUUUCUUCUCACAAUUUCUCAGGCCCAGAGCUCAUUUUUGCAGCAUGACGUGGGGCACCUUUCCAUAUUUAAGAAGUCCAAGUGGAAUCACGUGAUGCAUAAAUUUGUGAUGUGCCAUCUCAAGGGCCUGUCAGCAAACUGGUGGAAUUACCGGCACUUUCAACAUCACGUAAAGCCGAACAUCUACCCCAAAGACCCGGAUAUUGACAUGGGCCCACUUUUUCUGCUCGGAGAUUCACAACCUGUCAAGUACGGCAAGAAGAAAAUCAAAUACAUCAACUAUGAAAAGCAGCACCUGUACUUCUACAUGGUUGGGCUCCCACUCCUUAUGCCAGUAUAUUUCAACCUGCAAUCUAUGCAAGUGAUGUACCUUCGAAGAUAUUGGGUGGACAUCGCCUGGGUUAGCAGCUUUUACAUCCGAUAUUUCAUCACAUUUGGCCCAUACUAUGGAAUCUUUGGGACUGUGUUGCUCAUCUAUUUGGUCAAGUUUCUUGAAAGUCCUUGGAUUGCAUAUGUUACCCAGAUGAGCCACAUACCAAUGAGAAUGAGCACAGAGGAGAACCGAGACUGGCUCAGCACUCAGGUCUUGGCCACCUGUAAUAUUGAACAGUCCUUUUUCAAUGACUGGUUCACUGGGCACCUGAACUUCCAAAUCGAGCACCAUCUGUUCCCCACAAUGCCACGCCAUAAUUAUCACAAAGUGGCGCCUCUGGUGAGGUCACUGUGUGCCAAGCAUGGAUUGCAGUAUGUGAAUAAACCCAUGUUGAGGGCGUUUGGAGAUAUUGUCAGAGCCUUGAAGAAAUCUGCAGCCCUCUGGGUGGAUGCUUACUAUGAAACAUGA